Molecule: messenger RNA, 1514 nt
Organism: Populus nigra (black poplar)
Lineage: Eukaryota; Viridiplantae; Streptophyta; Magnoliopsida; Malpighiales; Salicaceae
Product: universal stress protein PHOS32-like
Exons: 2
Coding region: 152-892 (246 amino acids)
Source: RefSeq, a predicted model, not a curated record
CAUACCUUCUCCCCUUCCAAGACUCGUCACCAUUUCCCUUCUCUCCAAACAAAGGAACAAAGACAAUUGACAAAUCCAAGUUUCAUUUUCAAUCAAGAAAUCAACAACUACACAAGCAAACAUCAAAACCUUAGCAGCGGCAGCAGCGGCCAUGAAUCCUCAACAACAACAACAACAACAACAACAACAAAACCCAGUAGAUCCUGACCAGCCGCUACUCCCGACAAUUAAGAUCCACCACAACCCUUCUCCCCCACGCCACCCUCUCCCACCCUCCGCCACUCCUACUCUCACCCCCACCACUCGCCGCAAGAUUGGUGUCGCCGUCGACCUCUCUGACGAGUCAGCCUACGCUGUCCGCUGGUCUGUCCACCACUACAUCCGUCCUGGCGACUCUGUCAUCCUCCUCCACGUCAGCCCUACCUCCGUCCUCCUCGGCGCUGACUGGGGCCCACUCCCACUCUCCACUCCCACGCAAUCGCAACUCGAUCUCUUGAACAAUAAUAGCAAAUUUAAUAGUGAAAUUGAUAGUAAAACUAAAAAUGAGAAUAGUGAGAAGCCACAGCCCCGGCAAGAGGAUGAUUUCGAUGCUUUCACGGCUUCGAAAGCGGCGGAAAUUGCGAGGCCUUUGAAGGAAGCGCAGAUUCCGUAUAAGAUUCAUAUUGUGAAAGAUCAUGAUAUGAAGGAAAGGUUGUGUCUGGAAAUUGAGAGGUUAGGGUUGAGUGCGGUUAUUAUGGGAAGUAGAGGGUUUGGUGCGGCGAUAAGAGGGAGCGAUGAGAGAUUGGGUAGUGUAAGUGAUUAUUGUGUUCAUCAUUGUUUUUGUCCUGUCGUUGUUGUUAGAUAUCCUGAGGAUAAGGAUUGUGGUCGGGACUUAGCCGGAGGCAGCAGUUAAUGUGCCGGAGGAUGUGGAGGAGGCUGCGGGGGGGAAAACUAAAGAUGCCUAGUUUGAACUUACUAUAUCGUGACUGAUCCAUCUCCACAGCAGUUUGCAGCCGGAUCUUGGUUUUUGUUCUUCAGUUUGCAUUUAUCUGUGCAAUGUUGUCUUGUCAUGCCCCUUCAUUCCACUCCCCCCAUUAUCACGUGUAUGCAUUACACAUGGCGCUGUAAUCAUAGCCGCUGUUAUUUCCUUCCUUUGUUUUUGUAUGCGCAUUUUCCAUGAUGUUUCUACUCUUCAAUUGUCAUGUGGAUCCAAUUUUUCUAUUUGGCCGUCUGUCUUUGUAGAUAUGAUGGAGGAGGUGUCACAGUCAGCAGAGAUUAGGGGAACAUGCUGAGGAGUUAAUAAGAUGUUCUUGUUUGGGUCUCCUGUUUGUGCUAAUAGACAGAUUGUAGGAUGAUCUUUUCUCCCUUGCGACUCUUGUCAGAAGUUUUUCAUAUAUGAAAACUUGGGAGGAUUUGUUACACUCGCACGGCUGAUCAAUGGUGUUAGGUUUCUGGAUAUUCUUGUAGGCUUUUGGAAAUAUGUUUUAAUGGAUUAUAAUGUACAUCGUUUUGGUGUUGAAGAUUGCUUCUCUCUA